CUUUUGGAAUGUUUAUUUUUUAGAGUUUACUCAGAAAUAUAACAGCUAGACAAGAAUUACAGACAAAAAAACACAUUUACGUUUACGAACAUAAUCGUUUCAUACAAGAAUGUGUAAAAAUAGUGGAUAUUGCACUUGUUGGUUUGUAAUGGUCUAAAUAUUUACUUUUAUAUUGCAGUCGGUGCAGCCCUCAUUGAGAAGUUAGUUGGUUGUAGAAGUAGUAGCAAAGGUGAUGAUGCUUGAAGGUUAAUGAUUAAAGUCCAAACGCUGUGAUAGAUAGUGUCCCAGACACGCUGGCCUAUAUUCGACAGCCCCCUAGGUGUCUCACUUUAGCAGUGUUUGUCAGGACUCCGGCGAGGAUGUGCGCUGACGUCACCGCCGUGUUGAUUUGCUAAGCGGCGAGCAGAGAGGAGUUAGUGCGCGUGAGAGAGAGCGGGUACUGUGAACUGCGUUACUAUGCUACAGUCCUAAUAACCGCACGCUCGGAAGCCAAACGUGCAACACAGAUUGACCUUAUCUUGUUUACAAAGAUAACUGAACAGACUGCUACGUGGAAAGAAAGACUCAUGAGUUGGCCGUGUGGAUUUCAGAGACGUUAUGGAUUUGACUAAAAUGGGUAUGAUCCAGCUCCAGAACCCCAAUCACCCCAAUGCCCUGCUGCACAAGGCUAAUCAAAUGCGCCUGGCCGGUACGCUGUGUGACGUGGUGAUCAUGGUGGACAGCCAGGAGUUCCACGCUCACCGGACCGUGCUGGCCUGCACCAGUAAGAUGUUCGAGAUCCUGUUUCACCGCAACAGCCAACAUUACACUCUGGACUUUCUCUCACCAAAGACCUUCCAGCAGAUUCUGGAGUAUGCCUACACUGCCACGCUCCAAGCUAAAGUGGAGGAUCUGGAUGACCUGCUGUAUGCAGCAGAGAUUUUAGAAAUAGAGUAUUUGGAGGAGCAAUGCCUGAAGAUCCUGGAGACCAUCCAGUCCUCAGAUGAAAAUGACACAGAGGUCAACAUGAAUGAUGGCGGCACAGAAGACGACGAGGAACGCAAGGGACGGCACGGCAGGAACCAGGUGGGUUCGAAAAAGCAUUCCGUGGAGGAAAGCGGCUACGUGUCGGCUGCCCAGCAAGCGCUGGCGCUGCCAGGAAUGGUGGAUCAGAGUCCCUCGGUCUCCACCUCCUUCGGCCUCUCCACCAUGAGCCCAACCAAAGCAGCCGUGGACAGCCUAAUGAGCAUCGGCCAGUCCCUCCUGCAGAGCACCAUGCACCCUGGCGUGGGUGCCGAACAGCCCCUGCAUGGCAACUCCCACCCCAUGAUGGGAGAGAUCAAGACGGAGAUGAUGCAAGUAGAUGAGAGUGGAGAGCACGAGAGCUCUAAAGCCAUGGAGUCCAGCGGCUCCAGCAACGGCGAACGCAGCGGAGAGUCCGACAAGAACCGUGACGGGCCCGGCACCCCUACCAGGAGCAGCGUGAUCACCAGUGCCCGUGAGCUGCAUUAUGUCAGGGAGGAAGGUGUGGGUGACCAGCAGGCUGAGGUCAGCCAGAUGGGCUUGGAGGCCAUGGCUGGGAUGACCGAAAAACACUUGGCGUCACUCUAUGGCAUUCCUCCCAACCACAAGAAUGAGGCGAUGCUCUCUAUGCCCGCCUCCAUGGCCUCAUCCUUGCACAUGUCCCCAGCCCUGGCCAUGUCCAUGGACUUCAGUGCCUACGGGGGCUUGUUGCCUCAGAGCUUCAUCCAGAGGGAGUUCUUCAACAAACUCGGCGAGUUAGCUGCUGGGAUGAAGCCUGAUGGCCGCGGCCCGAACGAGCGCUGCAAUGUGUGUGGUGCCGAACUGCCUGACAAUGAGGCCGUGGAGCAGCACAGGAAGCUGCACAGUGGAAUGAAGACCUACGGAUGUGAGCUUUGUGGCAAGCGCUUCCUAGACAGUCUGCGCCUAAGGAUGCACUUGCUGUCUCACUCAGCUGGUGAGAAAGCCAUCGUCUGUGACCAGUGUGGAGCUCAGUUCCAGAAGGAAGAUGCUCUAGAGGCCCACCGGCAGAUCCACACAGGAUCAGAUAUGGCCAUCUUCUGUUUGCUGUGCGGGAAGCGAUUCCAGACGCAGACGGCUCUGCAGCAGCACAUGGAGGUCCACGCAGGCGUGCGCAGCUACAUCUGCAGCGAGUGCAACCGCACAUUUCCCAGCCACACCGCACUCAAGCGCCAUCUCCGUUCGCAUACAGCAGGUGACCACCCGUUCGAGUGCGAGUUCUGCGGCAGCUGCUUCCGAGACGAGAGCACGCUGAAGGGACAUAAGCGCAUCCACACCGGAGAGAAGCCCUAUGAAUGUAACGGCUGCGGCAAGAAGUUCAGCCUCAAACACCAGCUAGAGACCCACUACCGUGUCCAUACAGGUGAGAAGCCGUUUGAGUGCAAGCUCUGCCACCAACGCUCCAGGGACUACUCUGCCAUGAUCAAACACCUGCGCACCCACAACGGAGCCUCUCCGUACCAGUGCACCAUCUGCCUGGAAUACUGCCCCAGCCUCUCCGCCAUGCAGAAGCACAUGAAGGGCCACAAGCCCGAAGACAUCCCCCCGGACUGGAGGAUAGAGAAGACUUACCUGUACCUCUGCUACGUCUGAAAAGGGGGGGGGGGAAAUGGUGGGAAGGGAGGGGCGUGGGAGGGCGAGGGGUUAAAGCACCUGGAAACACAGUCAGGAAAUGGACGGAUUUGUCGGAUGAGCUGUGCAAGGCAGAGUGGGAACGGGAACUAGAAAGACAGAAAUCUUACCCAUCAGUAUCAAAAAAAAAAAAAAAAAAAAUGCAUCACGUUGUAGCCGUUUGUCCGUUCACAACACGGAUUAUGUGGGAAGUUGAUUCUCUACAUGUCAGCUUAUGUCCCAGACUAUAAAUAUGUCUUAUAUCAGUCAAACGACACACACUUCAACAAUGAUCCCUCCUCUUCGUAAGGAUGCCCUCUCCUGGUACACGAUAGUAGUGUGAACGAGACACAGUGUUUAUCUCUGACUGAUCGCAGCAGAGAUGUCGGUGCACGAAGCACUUAGAUCCGUCAGUGGUGAUGUGCCAGUCAGGUACUCCACAGCAAACAUGAACCGUCAUGUUCAUCAGGGUCAUUACAGCAAACUGGGGCGUAAGCUUCCUGUAAAACAUGUUCACGAUGCCCAGCUGACAGUCGUUGCAUAGAUCCCUCCCAUAUGAUUCACAUUCAUUAAGGGCUUAUUGGUUUAACCAGUGUACAAAUCAGCUAAGCUCUCAGUACUCUGCUCAUCAAUUACAUUUCACUUUUUUCCCCUCUCGGCAUAGCUUUGUACCGCGUAUUACAAGCCAACUUCACGACGACAGUUUUUGUUUGAUGUUGAUUUCUCAAGCUCCACAUUUUGAGCAAAGUAACACGCACACUGUACAGCUCUUCCUUCGCUUAUCUCCUGCUUCUUCUGAAAAUCAGUUAACUAUUCAAAACGAGUAACUUGGCAAUACAUACAGAACAUCCAUUACACACUAGACAUCUAAUCAACUGUUUAUGCUGUUGUUAUAGAGACCAAAAUGAUGACUAAAGCUGCUUUUGUCAGUGGCUUGUAGACAGAGCGGCACUGUGACGUACAGGGCUCGUCCGCACAUAUCCGUGUGUUCGCAGGUGGUCACAAGGCUCGGCCUGUCCAGCCGGGAACGCUGGGAUGAAAGAACUCUUUUGGUUUGGUUCCUUUCGCUUCGUCUGUGUUUCCUAUUAUACCUUGAUUUACUUCAGCACAUCGUACUUGAAUUACCUCGUGUGUUUUUUUUUUUGUUUGUUUGUUUGUUUUUGUUUUUUGUGACCUCAUGUGCUAGUGUUUUAAUUUUUCCUUUGUAUAUUUGAUCAUUCGCUUCGCGUUUGUCUUUCGAGCAGGGCAGAUUUGAAGUGGCGUUUGCUUUUGAGUACUUAAGAACUUAAGUGCCAUGGUGAAGAGAGAUUAUUUGUCUUUUGUUUGACGUUAUUUUCUUUGCAUUAAUAUUACCAAACUUGGUAUUAUGUUUUUUUGUUUUGUUUUACUAACCCUGCUUGUUGAAGAGCUUGUGGGUUUGGUUGUUUUUGUAAGCUACCUCUAAGUUUUGUUUCUUUUCGUUGUUUCGUUUGCAAAAUCACGUUGUGUUUUGCAUUAUUGCAACUUCAUCUCACGCUUUCAAGUGUUGUAUGUCGAAAGCGACGAAUAUGAAAGGGUAAGAUUUGCUUAUAGGAAAAGUGGAUUUAAAAAAAAAUAAUCACAACUUUCCCUAUCAGUCCCCCCACCCCUGUAAAUGUUACCUUAAGAGCAGAAAAGAGAUUUCUGAAGCCUUAAGUUCGGGGUCGGAGUUGAUCUGGGAGGUGCAUAUGGAACAAGUGAAGUGUAGUACUUUAAAGUCUGAAAAAAAAAAAAAUGUUAAACUUGAAAAUAUGUGAAUAGAAUUGUAGUUUUGUAAUGUGAAAAAAGAAGGUUCACUGAGCGUGAGCCGCCAAGAACAGGUCAUAUGCAGCAGUGCAUUGUGCGUUGGACAAUUGGGACUGCAAGUGGUAAUCAAAGAUGAAAGGAAGAAAAAAAAAAAACUAAAAUCCUGUCAGUUGACAUGUUUCUUUGUAUGAGUGUAGUCCUGAGCAAGAGCCAACAGAGGCCAUUUGAUAUAUAAAAUUGUGAUAUUUUUGUAUUAAGUGUCAGUCCCUUUUUCCAUUUGUUGAGGUUGCAGCGGGGCAAAACUUUGUAGUUCUUUUUUUAUAUCAUUAUUCUCUGGUUUGAAUCGUUUGCCUUGCUCCUCCUUGUAAUGUUGGACAGUGCGUGAUCCUAUAGUGGUAAAUGUUGCUUUCUGGAUGUCAAUACAUUGCAGGUGAAGGACUAAAUCAGCCACAUUCUCCUUUGUGAAAAUAACAACAAACAAACAAAAAAAAUGAGGUGAUGCCAAUGAUCAAUUCCAUUGCACACGAUCUCUCAAACAAAACAAUCAAUGUUGCCAACGUUUUGUUUUUUACUUGAAGUGACUAAAAAAAAAAAAAGAAGGGAUGGGAAGAUGCGUCAAAGGAAAUGUAAUUGUCGUGUGUCUUGCCAUUGUUUUCUGGAAAACACUGUGAGUUCGGGCAUCUUUUGCCCCCUGUGAGAAUUUUAAAAACUAGUAGCUCCAUGAAAUAAGGCAGAAAUAUAUAUUUUGUUCUGUAAAUGGAUAAUGUCGACUGAUGUUAAAUGGGUAAAACAGAGUUUUGCAAUAUGUGGCAACAAUACGAGAUAUUAAGUCACAUGCUAGUGUAACUUUUUGAUUUUGUACUUUGCUUUGAGUGUUUUCACACAGUGUGUUUGAGACUGAAAGAGUGUGUGCGUGUGUUAGUGUCAAAUGCACUAAUCUGAAAAUCAUGUUCUAUGCCACUUUUCCUCUCACCAUGUUUAAAAAAAAAAAAUAUUGGCAUUGAUAUAGUUCUUCCCUCAAUGUUCUUCUGAUGUUUCUGUAAUAUCUUUGUGCCUAAAUGAAAUUGUUCAACAAAUUGUCCACAUAUAUCUGCUUAGUUUCUGUAUUUUCAAGAAAAUUAUUGGUGUCUUCAGGGCUCCAGGGGUGCCAUGAUGAUCUCGGAUCGAUUCACUUGAGCCAGUUUUUGUUGCUGUUUUAAUAAUGAUCAUUUGGUCUUUUUUCAGUGGUUCCACUGGCGACCGAUCAAAUGCAACAGUAUUGUAGUGUUUUAUACACAGUUCGAGAAGACAAGCCGAACAUUCCUUGGAUGGGAAUAUGUGCGUUUUUCACAAUGAAUAUCCUGCUUUGAGGGGGAAACUUAAUGUUUGAGAAUCAAACUUGCUCUCAUUUCCUUGUGGAGUUUUUUUUUUUUUGUUUUUUUUUUUUUUCAGCAACAGGUUUGCUGAUUAAACCUUUCAACAACGUCCCUUUAACAUUCGGCGAAUUGUUGAUGGAUGCAUUUGUACUGCCCUAUGCUAGACAUGUCUAUUUGUUGUUUAAAGUACUUAUGUUAAAGAAACGGUUAGCCACAUGUCAUCAUCGCAUCCCUGGAGUUGGCUCACUGUGUUCCAGUGUGGUGUUCUAGAAAGAGUAGCCAUUUCAUGCUGUGUUGCCAUGCAUGUGCCAUUGAGGUCAAAACUAAACUGUUUGAGUAACAAAGCACCAAGACGUUGUCUUUUUUUUUUUUUUAUAUAUUAGCACUGAGGACCAAUUGCCCUGUCGGACCAAGCAUAACAAAGCUUUUUAUGUAUCAAAGCAGUUUCUCUCUUCCCCCUCUCUCUCUCUCUACUGUAUCCCCCUCUUCCUUCCCUGGCUUGUCUGGAUUUUUUUUUUUUUUUCUCCCUUGUGACAGCACAAGUGCCAGUCCUGUUGCUCUUUAAAAAAUAUAGUGGUUUGUUUCUGGGGUUUUUAUUUUUUGUUUGUUCUAUUAUUAUUAUUUGAAUUGUUAGUUACGUCUACCUCAGCACCUAAUCUUAGCCUAAUCUUAGAAGGUGCCCAAUUUUUUUUUUUUUUUUCUUUUGUCAAUUGUACAAAUUUUUAUUUGCAUUAGAGCUUUGCAGCGGUCCUUUGUCUUUUCCAGCAAAAUGCUAUUUUUUGUAGCACUACUGUUGUGCUACAGAUAUUGGCAUCAGUUUCCUGAUGUAGUCUUUCUUUCGGUGUAGGAUCAGACACAUCUCUUUGUAACAUUUCAGUGUUCUCUGAUGGAGUGUGAAAAAAUAAAGAAUUUAAAGAGA
This is a messenger RNA of Megalobrama amblycephala (Wuchang bream), 6669 nucleotides long. RefSeq names its product zinc finger and BTB domain containing 16a (gene zbtb16a). The record is from RefSeq and is a predicted model, not a curated record. Bases 598 to 2613 code for a protein of 671 amino acids. Gene Ontology annotation, biological process: regulation of immune system process; regulation of cytokine production; negative regulation of transcription by RNA polymerase II. Gene Ontology annotation, molecular function: DNA-binding transcription factor activity, RNA polymerase II-specific; RNA polymerase II cis-regulatory region sequence-specific DNA binding; protein binding. Lineage: Eukaryota; Metazoa; Chordata; Actinopteri; Cypriniformes; Xenocyprididae. The transcript has 7 exons.